GGCGCCGGAAGUGCUCGGCUCCUUGUCUUUGCUCCCGCCCCGGCCCGGAAGUGCUUUCUUGGGAAGAUGGCGGCAGUUUCAGUGUGUGAGCCACCGGUUGGAGGUUUCUCUUUUGAUAACUGCCGCAGAAAUGCCGUCUUGGAAGCCGAUUUUGCAAGGAAAGGUUUCAAGCUUCCAGCGGUCCGGAAAACAGGCACGACCAUCGCAGGGGUGGUCUAUAAGGAUGGCAUAGUUCUUGGAGCAGAUACAAGGGCAACUGAAGGGAUGAUUGUUGCUGACAAGAACUGCUCAAAAAUACACUUCAUAUCUCCUAACAUUUAUUGCUGUGGUGCUGGGACAGCUGCAGAUACAGACAUGACAACACAGCUUAUUUCUUCCAACUUGGAGCUCCACUCCCUCUCCACUGGCCGCCUUCCUAGAGUGGUGACGGCUAAUCGGAUGCUGAAGCAGAUGCUUUUCAGGUAUCAAGGUUACAUUGGUGCAGCCCUCGUUUUGGGGGGAGUAGAUGUUACUGGACCUCACCUCUACAGCAUCUAUCCUCAUGGGUCAACUGAUAAGCUGCCUUAUGUCACCAUGGGUUCUGGCUCCUUAGCAGCAAUGGCUGUGUUUGAAGAUAAGUUUAGGCCAGAUAUGGAGGAGGAAGAAGCCAAGAAGCUGGUGAGUGAAGCCAUUGCGGCUGGCGUCUUCAAUGACCUGGGGUCUGGAAGUAACAUUGAUCUCUGCGUCAUCAGCAAGAGCAAGCUGGAUUUUCUGCGUCCAUAUACAGUGCCCAACAAGAAGGGGACUAGGUCUGGCCGGUAUAAGUGUGAGAAAGGGACCACUGCUAUUCUCGCUGAAAAAGUCACUACCCUGGAAAUCGAGGUGCUGGAAGAAACAGUCCAAACGAUGGACACUUCCUGAAUGGGGUCAGUGGACGGCUGGUCACUGCUGUAGGAGAUGGGGGCACUGGAGGCUCCUCCUGUAAGACAUUCACGUGGCCAGCACUGGCCGAAUGAAACCCAAUAAAAACAUGCAAACCAAACUGA
Messenger RNA from Manis pentadactyla (Chinese pangolin), 1025 nucleotides. It is a transcript of the gene PSMB7, whose product is annotated as proteasome 20S subunit beta 7. Gene Ontology annotation, cellular component: proteasome core complex. Bases 67 to 900 code for a protein of 277 amino acids. The record is from RefSeq and is a predicted model, not a curated record. The transcript has 8 exons. NCBI's taxonomy places the organism in Eukaryota, Metazoa, Chordata, Mammalia, Pholidota, Manidae. Gene Ontology annotation, molecular function: threonine-type endopeptidase activity.